Messenger RNA from Ochotona curzoniae (black-lipped pika), 7793 nucleotides. RefSeq names its product regulating synaptic membrane exocytosis protein 2. Lineage: Eukaryota; Metazoa; Chordata; Mammalia; Lagomorpha; Ochotonidae. Gene Ontology annotation, molecular function: small GTPase binding; transmembrane transporter binding. The record is from RefSeq and is a predicted model, not a curated record. Gene Ontology annotation, cellular component: presynaptic membrane; cytoskeleton of presynaptic active zone. Bases 124 to 4947 code for a protein of 1607 amino acids. Gene Ontology annotation, biological process: calcium ion-regulated exocytosis of neurotransmitter; regulation of membrane potential; positive regulation of synaptic transmission. The transcript has 30 exons.
AAGGCCAUUGAUUUGUAUGUAUUUGUCCCAGCGCCGGAGGCUGCCCCAGCCGCCCGUGCAGGUGCCGCCGCUGCCAGUGGAGUUGCCUCCCUGCUUCCCUAGGGUGGUGCGGCUCCACCAAACAUGUCGGCUCCUGUCGGGCCCCGGGGCCGCCCGGCUCCCACCCAGGCGGGUUCGCAACCGCCGCCGCAGCCCGAGAUGCCCGACCUCAGCCACCUCACUGAGGAGGAGAGGAAAAUCAUCCUCGCUGUCAUGGAUCGGCAGAAGAAAGAAGAGGAGAAGGAGCAGUCCGUGCUCAAGGUCAAAGAAGAACCCAAAGCACAACCGACACAGUGGUUUCCUUUUAGUGGAAUCACUGAACUGGUAAAUAACGUUCUUCAGCCCCAGCAAAAACAGCAAAAUGAAAAGGAGCCCCAGACAAAACUGCAUCAGCAGUUUGAAAUGUACAAGGAGCAGGUAAAGAAGUUGGGAGAAGAAUCACAGCAACAGCAAGAACAGAAGGGUGAUGCUCCGACCUGCGGAAUCUGCCACAAAACAAAGUUUGCCGAUGGAUGUGGCCAUAACUGUUCUUAUUGCCAAACAAAGUUCUGUGCCCGUUGUGGAGGCCGAGUAUCAUUACGAUCAAACAAGGAGGACAAAGUGGUCAUGUGGGUAUGUAAUUUGUGCCGAAAACAACAAGAAAUCCUCACUAAAUCAGGAGCGUGGUUUUAUAACAGUGGGUCCAAUACAGCACAGCAAGCUGAGCAAAAGGCUCUUCGAGGAUCGCGAAGUGAGGAGGCGCCUCGGGAGAAGAAAGCAAAGCUGCAUGAGCAGGCCCAGUUCCAAGGACCCCCAGGUGACUUAUCUGUACCUGCAGUGGAGAAAAGUCGAUCUCAUGGGCUCACAAGACAGGAUUCUAUUAAAAAUGGGUCAGGAGUGAAGCACCAAAUUGCCAGUGACAUAGCUGCAGACAGGAAAAGAAGUCCAUCAGUGUCCAGAGAUCAGAAUAGACGAUACGACCAACGGGAAGAAAGAGAGGAAUAUUCACAGUAUGCCACUUCAGAAAGCGCAAUGCCUAGGUCUCCAUCAGAUUAUGCUGAUAGGCGAUCUCAACGUGAUCCUCAGUUUUAUGAAGAGUCUGAUCAUAUGAACUAUAGGGACUCCAACAGGAGAAGUCACAGGCAUUCCAAAGAGUAUAUUGUAGAUGAUGAAGAUGUGGAGAGUAGAGAUGAGUAUGAACGACAAAGGAGAGAAGAGGAAUACCAGGCACGCUACCGAAGUGAUCCAAAUUUGGCUCGCUAUCCAGUUAAGCCUCAACCUUAUGAAGAACAAAUGCGUAUCCAUGCCGAAGUGUCCCGAGCGCGGCAUGAGAGAAGGCAUAGUGAUGUCUCUUUGGCAAAUGCUGAACUGGAAGAUUCCAGAAUUUCUAUGCUAAGGAUGGAUCGACCGUCCAGGCCAAGAUCUAUAUCUGAACGUAGAGCUGCCAUGGAAAAUCAGAGAUCUUAUUCAAUGGAAAGAACUCGAGAAAUUCAGGGACCAAGUUCAUAUCCACAAAGGACCACAAACCAUAGUCCUCCCACACCACGGAGGAGUCCAAUCCCCAUGGAUCGACCGGACAUGAGGCGUACUGACUCACUGAGGAAGCAGCACCACUUGGAUCCCAGCUCUGCUGUACGGAAAACAAAACGGGAAAAAAUGGAAGCGAUGUUAAGGAAUGAUUCUCUGAGCUCUGACCAGUCAGAGUCAGUGAGACCUCCACCACCAAAACCUCAUAAAUCGAAGAAAGGAGGUAAAAUGCGACAGGUUUCUUUGAGCAGUUCAGAGGAGGAAUUGGCUUCCACGCCUGAAUACACGAGUUGUGAUGAUGUUGAGAUUGAAAGUGAGAGUGUAAGUGAAAAAGGGGACAGUCAAAAGGGAAAAAGAAAAACUAGUGAGCAGGCAGUUUUGUCGGACUCUAACACCAGGUCUGAGAGACAAAAGAAAAUGAUGUGCUUUGGUGGCCACUCUUUGGAAGAGGAUUUGGAAUGGUCUGAGCCUCAGAUUAAGGAUUCUGGGGUAGAUACCUGUAGUAGCACAACCCUUAACGAGGAGCAUAGCCGUAGUGAUAAGCACCCUGUGACCUGGCAGCCAUCUAAAGAUGGAGAUCGCUUGAUUGGCCGUAUUUUAUUACACAAACGUCUGAAAGAUGGAAGUGUACCUAGAGAUUCAGGAGCAAUGCUUGGCCUGAAGGUAGUAGGAGGGAAGAUGACUGAAUCAGGUCGCCUUUGUGCAUUCAUUACCAAAGUUAAAAAAGGAAGCUUAGCUGAUACUGUAGGACAUCUUAGACCAGGUGAUGAAGUUUUAGAAUGGAAUGGAAGGCUGUUGCAAGGAGCCACGUUUGAGGAAGUGUACAAUAUCAUUCUGGACUCCAAACCUGAACCACAAGUGGAACUUGUUGUUUCAAGGCCUAUUGGAGAUAUACCUAGAAUCCCGGAGAGCACGCAUGCCCAGCUGGAAUCCAGUUCUAGCUCCUUUGAAUCUCAAAAAAUGGAUCGUCCUUCAAUCUCUGUUACCUCUCCUAUGAGUCCUGGCAUGCUAAGGGAUGUCCCACAGUUCUUAUCUGGACAACUUUCAAUAAAACUAUGGUUUGACAAGGUUGGCCACCAACUCAUAGUUACAAUUUUGGGAGCAAAGGAUCUCCCUUCCAGGGAAGAUGGGCGGCCAAGGAAUCCUUACGUUAAAAUUUAUUUUCUUCCAGACAGAAGCGAUAAAAACAAGAGAAGAACUAAAACUGUGAAGAAAACAUUAGAACCUAAAUGGAAUCAAACAUUCAUUUAUUCUCCAGUUCACCGAAGAGAGUUUCGGGAACGAAUGCUUGAAAUAACCCUUUGGGAUCAAGCUCGAGUUCGAGAGGAAGAAAGUGAAUUCUUAGGAGAGAUUUUGAUUGAGUUAGAAACAGCAUUAUUAGAUGAUGAGCCACAUUGGUACAAACUUCAGACCCAUGAUGUGUCUUCAUUGCCACUUCCUCGCCCCUCUCCAUAUAUGCCUCGAAGACAGCCCCAUGGGGAAAGCCCAACGCGGAGGUUGCAAAGGUCAAAGAGAAUAAGUGACAGUGAAGUCUCUGACUAUGACUGUGAUGAUGGAAUUGGCGUUGUGUCAGAUUAUCGACACAAUGGUAGAGAUCUUCAGAGCUCAACAUUAUCAGUGCCAGAACAAGUGAUGUCAUCAAACCAUUGUUCACCAUCAGGAUCUCCUCACAGAGUAGAUGUUAUAGGAAGGACUAGAUCAUGGUCACCUAGUGUCCCUCCUCCACAAAGUCGGAAUGUGGAACAGGGACUUCGAGGGACCCGAACAACUACCGGACAUUAUAAUACAAUUAGCCGGAUGGAUAGACACCGUGUCAUGGAUGAUCACUACUCUCCAGACAGAGACAGGGAUUGCGAAGCAGCAAAUAGACAGCCAUAUCACAGAUCCAGAUCAACAGAACAACGGCCUCUCCUUGAGCGGACCGCCACCCGCUCCAGAUCCACUGAGCGUCCUGAUACAAACCUCAUGAGGUCGAUGCCUUCAUUAAUGACUGGAAGAUCUGCCCCUCCUUCACCUGCCUUAUCGAGGUCUCAUCCUCGUACUGGGUCUGUGCAAACAAGCCCAUCAAGUACUCCAGUGGCAGGACGCAGGGGCCGCCAGCUGCCGCAGCUGCCACCAAAGGGAACGCUGGAGAGAAGUAAGUUGGAUUCUACAAGCAGAAGAUAUGCAGGUGCUAUGGAUAUAGAGGAGAGAAAUCGCCAAAUGAAAAUUAACAAAUACAAACAGGUAGCCGGAUCAGAUCCCAGACUGGAACAAGAUUACCAUUCAAAGUAUCGAUCAGGAUGGGAUCCUCAUAGAGGGGCAGAUAACAUUUCCACUAAAUCUUCGGACAGUGAUGUAAGUGAUAUAUCUGCGGUUUCAAGGACUAGUAGUGCUUCUCAUUUCAGCAGCACAAGCUACAUGUCUGUCCAAUCGGAACGACCGAGAGGAAACAAGAAGAUCAGUGUCUUUACCUCCAAAAUGCAAAGCAGACAAAUGGGCAUGGCUGGGAAGAACAUGACCAAAAGCACCAGCAUCAGCGGAGACAUGUGCUCGCUGGAGAAGAACGAUGGCAGCCAAUCCGACACCGCCGUGGGCGCGUUGGGCACCAGUGGCAAAAAGCGGCGCUCUAGCAUCGGGGCCAAAAUGGUAGCUAUUGUUGGUCUGUCACGAAAAAGUCGCAGCGCUUCUCAGCUCAGCCAAACGGAAGCAGGUGGUAAAAAAUUACGGAGCACUGUCCAGAGAAGUACGGAGACAGGUCUGGCAGUGGAAAUGAGGAACUGGAUGACUCGACAAGCCAGCCGAGAAUCUACAGAUGGCAGCAUGAACAGCUACAGCUCGGAAGGAAAUCUGAUUUUCCCUGGUGUCCGCUUGGCCUCCGACAGCCAAUUCAGUGAUUUCCUGGAUGGCCUUGGGCCUGCUCAGCUGGUGGGACGCCAGACCCUGGCUACACCUGCAAUGGGUGACAUUCAGGUAGGCAUGAUGGACAAAAAGGGACAGUUGGAGGUGGAAAUCAUUCGGGCCCGUGGCCUUGUUGUAAAACCAGGUUCCAAGACACUGCCAGCACCAUACGUAAAGGUGUAUCUCUUAGAUAAUGGAGUCUGCAUAGCCAAAAAGAAAACAAAAGUGGCAAGAAAAACGCUGGAACCUCUUUAUCAGCAGCUGUUAUCUUUUGAAGAGAGUCCCCAAGGAAAAGUUUUACAGAUUAUUGUCUGGGGAGAUUAUGGUCGCAUGGAUCACAAAUCCUUCAUGGGAGUGGCUCAGAUACUUUUAGAUGAACUGGAACUAUCCAACAUGGUGAUUGGAUGGUUUAAACUUUUUCCACCUUCCUCUCUAGUAGAUCCAACAUUGGCCCCUCUGACAAGAAGAGCCUCCCAAUCAUCUCUGGAAAGUUCAACUGGACCUUCCUACUCUCGCUCAUAGCAGCUGUAAAACUGUUGUCACAGCAACCAGCGUUCCAAAAAAAAAAAAAAAAAUUCACAGGUCGCCAACCCUGGUAACACUGCAUGCUUAAUAUUGUGUCUUCUGAGCCUGUUUCUAGGGAUACGAAGCGAUCCUGUGUUCUCAGAGGAAGUCGCACACAUUGUGCCCUAACGAAGGCCCUCAGGUGAAGAACUAUCAGCUGUGGAGUUCAGUGACACUCAUUUUUGGUCCAAUCUGAAGCCAUGGAUUAAUCUCAAAGAAUCAGUCAGUUUCAUGCAACAAAAGCCCUUUUCAAUGGCACCUUUAUAUUUUUAUCUUACCUUUUUCUUCAUUUAUCUGACCCCAAAGCCCUGUUACGCCACAGACAUGGAGUUGUAUAACCAUUAAGCCAUGUUACAGAUCAAGGAGACAAGUUCUAGGAAGCAUCAGGUGAAAAGCCUAAGACCAAAGAACUGGUCAGGAGCAGGGCACAAGCCCCUCUCUGGAUGGUGAAGCAGGGUGGUCAGUCCAGAAGGGAGAGAGAGACCGACUGGGCAGCUCCAGUGGACACCUCCUUCACCAAUGCCAAGACACAUUGGACUCUGGAAACAAGAUCUGUGGCAACACUGGACUGAAUGAAAUUAAAGAAACUCUUUUUGCAUGGACACAGAUUAGCUGAAUACAUAAAUUAUUUUCUUGGGGCUGCAACUUGCAAAACAAGAAUAAAAAUCAGCCAUUUUCAACAAUUUAUAUUAUUUUUAAAAAUAAAUUUCACUAGUGCAUGGUUUUAAAGGGGGAGAGAAUGCAACAGGGUGAUACAAAGACAGACCAUGUUUAUUCUUUAAACUACGCAGUCUGUGUUUUGGCAGACAUUACAAACGAAAGUACUUUCUAAAAAAUACUGAAAAUUCUGUUUCUGUGACAAAUAAGUAUAAUAUACUCAAUUUAUUUCCAUGUUAAAUAUACAAAUCUUAUGAAGUUCAAUAUGUGCAAAUUUUUCACAUCUUCUUUCGUCUUCUCUGUCUCACUUUUCCUAUUGUCCCCUCUUUUACUCUUUUCUUUCUACUUACCAGAAUGAACCAUAUGCUAAAAGCUUACUAAGUUUUCAUCUGAUCCUCUCUUACACCCCAUGUUUCAUUCAGAACUAUCAGUGCUUCUGAAUUUAUAAAUUUCUCAAGGAAAAACAACUCUUUAAGAGCUUUCUUUAUUUCAAGCAUGUUGAAAAGGAUUUUGCAACAUGACUUGGGAGUACAUUAAAGUAAGUCAGCAUGUAUUCGACAAAGAAGAUAUUCGAACUUUUGCAAUUGUACAGUGCAUGGUAAUUUUUUUUCACCUUCAAAAUUCUGUUUACAGGAAAUUCCUAAAAUCAUGUGGCCAUUGUGAUGUCUAAUGAGUUUAUUUUUAGCACCAGCAUUAUUCAUACAGGGGUUAAAGUAUUAUUUAUAGAAGGUCGUAGGUUUUGUUUGUUUUUUAAUCAGUUAAAGCAAUUUCUUUAGCCAGUUUCCAUUUCCUAUGUGAAUAGAAACAAUGCUGAAAAUUUGGAGCCCCCAAACACAGGGCUGUUUAUUAAUUCAUUUUUCUGUAGUAAAAAUUCAAUUUUUCACAAAUUAUAUUUCUAAAGAAAUAUAGUAAGCAUAAAUUUGCAACAAUUUUAAAGCUCCAAUUUUUAGGUGACACAAAAAAGUCAGUAUGCCUAUUGAUAGUUCCUUGAUGCCAUCACCAAAAGUCUCCGAGAAAAAUCCCUUAAGUCACAACCCCUGCCUUUGCUUUCACAGACAUUGGGUGGUGCUGCAAGGUCAACUUUCUUCCCAGUUCCCCUAUUUGGAGGAAGAGUCACUGGUUAAUGUAAUAAGCCACCCAUAUUUUCUUGUUGUUAAUGCAUACUUUAAUUAUUCAUACAUUGUUAUGAAUUAAGUUCCUUGUAAUAAUUUUUGAAAUCCACAUACAUUCCGUUUCUUUUGAUUAAGGCCAUGCACAAAAUUUGUCUUCUUUGCUUUUAUUUUUUUGAUUCAGUGCUGACCAUUAAAAGUUGUUAUGCUUGAUAUGGUGCAAAAGUUAAAAAUGAGUAUCACUAAAAAUGCCUUCUCUUUACGUGGUGCAAUAUGAAAUACACCGAGCCUGUGUCUUGAUGUUUUGUGAUAUGCGAUGGACCCAGGUAAAAUUAUUAAAAGAAAGGAGAAAACUGUAUCGAAGUAAUUUAGACACCUGUGUACCAGCAGCAAUUGAUUUAAAUAGGCCUGUAAUGUCUACACUACCCCCUUAGAAUAAAGGUCAUCCAUUCUCCCGAUAGUAAGAUGCAGUCACAUUAUCUUUUGUGCAUAUUCCUAUACAAAUUAUUUCUAAUUUUAAUAAGAAGGACAUAACUGUGUGGAAUAUUUGUACAUACUUGUCAUUAUGCAGUAUUUAUUUAAAAGUUGGUGUAUUUUGUGUUUUUUUGUUUGUCUUUUUGAAUUUUCACAUGUCUGCACCUCAACUAUGAUUUAGUCAUGUAAAUAGCACCAUGCCAGUGACCAUUGCUGCCCUGUACAUAGUAUGUUUUCAAAGUAAAGGGAAUUUCAGUUGGGGGGGGAAAGAGGGAGGAUUAGUCCUGUAACCAACACACCAACUAAUGUAAAUCAAAUUCAUUCUGGUGAUGGUAUUAACACUUUAAAUAAAACAUUUUCUUUACAGACGCUGUGUGAAGUGCUUUCUCUGACUUCUCCCCUGCCACAGCUUAUCCUUGACCUCAUUUGUCGUUGAAAGACUACAAGAUCAUCCUUUCCUAACUCUGCAUAGGCUAUGGUUUUAGCCAAAAUUCCUCAGGAGAGCAUUGCUUUGAGGUCCCUGAAGCUCUCUGCUCACAUCAUUGAAAGAUGCUAGAUUUUUUG